Molecule: messenger RNA, 10593 nt
Organism: Daphnia carinata
Lineage: Eukaryota; Metazoa; Arthropoda; Branchiopoda; Diplostraca; Daphniidae
Product: dynein axonemal heavy chain 7-like
Exons: 19
Coding region: 104-10279 (3391 amino acids)
Biological process (GO): microtubule-based movement
Cellular component (GO): dynein complex
Molecular function (GO): dynein light intermediate chain binding; minus-end-directed microtubule motor activity; dynein intermediate chain binding
Source: RefSeq, a predicted model, not a curated record
AAACAUCAUCCAGGAUGUGCAGUUCACGGCCACUUUCAUUCCCAUCAGAUCGUUUCAUUUGCUUCCAACAAAAUUUAAAAAAAAAGAUUUCCAGUAAAAAGAAAUGCAUAAAAGAACAAGGAGACCACCGGUCACCGUGUUAUCAGCCACGAGAUCAGAACCAAAUUGCAUUUUUCAUCGCCGUUAUCGUUUAAAAAUCAGACGGAAAUUAUUACGCGCCAUCGUGUUGGGAAGUGAUGACUCCGAUUGCCUCAUUGACGAUAUCCAGUUGGCUGCCCGUAUGGAAAUGGCAUUGCUCGAUCCACUUCCACGACCUCACACCGACAUCGCCAGAAUUUGGUUACGUUACUCAUUUCACGUUGCUGAUUAUUUCCAGAGCGAGAAGAUCGCUGCCAUUCAGCCAUCUUUACUGGAACGUGUCAGCCAAUCGAAGUUAUUACAACAGUCUGGAUGUCGUUCAGUUUGGGAGGAUUCGCUCGAGGUGGACAUUCGUAAAAGUUACAAUCGUUUUGUGAAGACGGCAGCCCUGGAUUUCAUCCUUAGCGAUGGCAGCUCUCUCAACUGGACUUGUAAACGUGACCAACCACUUCUAAUGGCCAAGAGUUGCCCACGACCAACUGAACGCCAUCGACCCAUGAUAGCCGUCCAACGUUCACUUGGUCGCAAGCUUUGCGUUCACCAUUUUUAUGGUAGCAAACUGAUCGCUCUUUGGUACAAGUUUAUCAGGCCGAUCGAGUGGCAAAAUUCAUCACAGCAAGACUACUGGGAAAUUGGCGAACUAAAAACCAAUUGGGAAAAACUAUUAUUAGCAGCCGAACGUCGGUUGGUCGAUGGAUGGCAGACAAUCGUCAAAAGCAUCGCUAAAUAUGCUUUGAGGAAAAAAGUGACUCUGCCAUCUGAUGGCAAUAUCAGUCUUAUUUGCCGGACGUUGGAUACCCUCGUCGGCCUAUUGCUCCAGCAAUGGCGAAAGGAAAGCAUGACCAAUUUUGGUCAAUGCUUGUAUCAAGACAGCUACUCUAAAAUAGAAAAUCAGAUGGUGUUUGUGAUUCACGUGGUGGUCAUCAACGGCCAGCUGAAAUUCGAACCGCCCGUCCACGACAUCAGCGAAGCUUGGGGCCAAUUUUGCGAUUUGCUGUCCGUGGCUGCCUACCGGGCACUUCAGUCCAGCAGCAUCGUUUUCGACAUGAUUAAAAAGCAAAUCAACGGCCAGACCCACACUGAUCAUAUUCCUUCUAUUAAGGUAAAAACACCUUCGGAAUUUUUGGACUACAUGCGCCAAGUGAUCGCAGAUGCUUUUCGAAAUGACGAAACUAUUCUGACUGGAGCUCUCGAGAAAUUCCUCGUCUUUGCUUGUUUUUUGAAAGAAAACUCGGAUGAAUUUGAAGAUUUGGAUAAACCAGAUGUCGAUUUCGACCUUCUUCGAGAAAGAAUCGAACAUUAUCGAGAGGUGCUCAAAACGAUAGAAGCCGAUUUGCCAUGCACGUUAUCUGUCGGUCAGCGUUACCUGGUCCAACUGGGAGGACUCAGGUCUGCUCUGGAAAACAAAAUCGCAUCGAUAAUCGACCAACUUCUCACGCGAUUCAGCAAGAACUUUACAUCUUCAGCCACCACUAUCUGUCAAGAUUAUGCGGAAUACGCUGACAUGGCCCUGACUGUGCCACAGACGACUGCACAAUGGAUCCAUCAGCGGGAUCAAGUGUGGCGAUUGGUGGAGACGACAUUGCCCGAAGCAGACGAUAAAAUCCUCAAGAUCCUGCGUUGCUACCUGUUCAUGUGCGACCAGAUGAAAGUGAACGAAACUCAUUCGGCACUGGCACGAGAGGUCAUCAUGUGGAAGAGACGAAUGAACGCGUCGCAAGUCGAACACGGUCGUCUGCUCAAACGGAAGAGAAUCGAACUAGAAGAGGCUCUUAAAAACAAACGCGGAAAAGUGGCUGAAAAUAUGACCGUCUACAACAACAUCAUGGAUAGCUUCCAGAAAAUGGGUGAUAUCGAAUCGCUGGGCCAGUACGUCGUACAGGCCCGAUCGCUUCUUUUCCGUCUGGAAGAAGCCAUCCGCAAUGUCCAAGGUAUUAACGAAGAGGAAGUUUAUUUCGAAUGGGAAGUCACCGAAUAUCCUACACUUGCCCAGGUCCGAGAACGUUUGACACCGUUCUUGAAUUUUUUCGAGAUGUCUUCGUCUUUCUUGACCCAGCAACAAAAUUGGCUGGACAGCCGUCUGGGAUCUUUCAAUCCGGACACGAUCGUUCGUGAAACGGAGAAUUUCUCUCAGAAUUUAGCGACGGUGGAGGAACAACUGCCAGAUGUUUCUGAUGUGCGCCAUCUGUUGAGCCAAGUGGAAACUAAAUUGCGCGAUUUCAAUAAAGUCUUGCCACUCAUCCGCACGCUGGGCAAUCCAGCUCUACGAGAACGACAUUGGGAGCAAAUCUGGGACACUGUCGGUGUCCGGCUGAGUUCCGAAGCGGCCACAUCGCUCCAGCAGUUACUGGCCUUGCAGCUCAACGAGCACUUGAAAAAGAUUGAAGUCAUUAGCAAUUCGGCAACGCAGGAAAUGUCAUUAGAAAACUCUUUACUCCGUAUGAAGAAUCAAUGGGUUAACGUGAUGCUGCCCGUCGAGAAUUACAGAGUGGGCGAAGGUAAAGUGUUGGGCAAGGUGGAUACAAUCCAACUGCUGGUCGAAGAUCACAUGAUGGAAACGCAGAUUAUGAGGAGAUCUCCUUACGUUAAACCGUUUGAGAAAGACGCAAAGGAAUGGGAGCAGCAAUUAAACGAUCUGCGGGUCCUUUUAGAACAUUGUGUUUUCAUUCAGGAUCGUUGGUGCAGCCUGGAACCUCUACUGACAUCGCCAGAUGUCCUCAGCAUCGCUCCCGAAGAGGCCCGCAAAUUCAGCGCCAUCGAUAAAAAUUGGAGGGAUGUGCUCGGUCUGGUUGCUCAAUGCAAACAAGUCUUUUCGCUCCUCUACGCCGAGCGGAUGAACGAGCGUCUCAAUGUUUGCAUCCAGCAGAUCCAGCAAUUAGAAAAGAAUCUGCAGAAUCUUAUGGAGAAUAAGCGUCUCCAGUACCCUCGCUUCUUCCUGCUGGCCGAGGACGAGCUGAAACGGCUUCUUUCCCUGUCCAGGGAUCCUCACAAAUUCGCUACUUGCCUCUGGCGCCUCUACGAGGGCGUCCACAAUUUAGAAUUCACCGCCGAGAACGACGUCACUCACGUCGUCUCGGCCACCGGCGAGCGGCUGGCCCUGAAAGAGCCCGUCAGCUACGCCAAAUGCAAAGGCCAACUGGACAAGUUCCUCAAUCAGCUGGAAGCCGUUCUCAAACAAACGCUCAUUCAGGUUAUUACGGAGACGUUGAAAGAUUUCGAUGGAACGGAUUCGAAGAUGCUUUUAUCGGCUCCGUCGCAAAUCGCCAUCUUGUCCGUCCAGGUGUACUGCACGAAUGCCAUAGACGCGGCCUUUGAAUCCGGCCGUUUAUUGCAAGACGACGUGGCUGGAAAACUCGAUUCGUUCCUCACUAAUUUGCAGAAACAAUUGGCCGCCUCGUCCGAUCCCGUUCAUCGUCUGACGGCCGAGUCCGUCACGCUGAUCGCUCUUUACUAUCGCGAUUUGUUACGCGAUUUGAUGUCGACGGAGGACCAAAGUGCGGCCGUUUUGGCCUGGGAAGGAUCCCUGAAAUUCCGAUGGAUCGAAAAUCGAGUCCAGAUUCACGUCCUGGACAUGUGCCUGGAAUACGGCAUGGAAUACAUCGGAUUGCCUCCGCGCAUGAUCGCCUACGCCGAUGCUAAACGCGUGGCCCUGAUCAUCAGCAACGCCCUGUGUCACCAUCUAGCGGGCAUUUUAGUAGGCGAACCUCGAACGGAGCUCCUGGAGAGUUUGUCGCACUGCCUGGGCCAGCGGUUGGUCCGUUUCGAUUGUUCUGCACGUGUCGGAGCUAGUGACAUCUUGCGGCAGAUCCGGGGAGCCACAACCUGCGGCAUUUGGUUGUGCUACAAUCGUCUGGACGACCUGGAAAGACCGACCAUAGCCUUCAUGACGUCCCUGUUGGUCCAGCUGCAAAACAUGGCGUCCACCACUCCACCGUGGCUGGAACUUUCCGAAUCCGGCAUGCCUCAAUACGGAAUUUUCUGUUUGACCGAGACAGCCGAGUACCAUCACAAAUAUUUCGACGCCAACCUCAAACGGACGACUAACCUCUCCCUGCCGGAAGUCGAUGCCCUGGCCCAGAUCCUCUUUCCUGGACCCUGGGCUGCUGUUGUUGGAUUCCUCGAUCAUUGCCGGAAGCCGGAAGAUAAAGACGAACAGCAAUCGUCUGCCAUUGGAAUUUUAAAACAAAUUUUCGCCACGUCCAGGAGGUCCAGUUUGAGCGCGGCUUUGGAUUCGUGGCAAUCGGCCCGGCUUCCGCUAGAUCAGGCGGCCGAUAGUAGCAAGAAAUUGAAUCAAAUCAUUCCGGGUGAUAAGCUGGUCAAAUCCGACUGGACCAAAGAUCCAGUGGUGAUGGCGUGUCCAGCUGCUUGCCAGACGUUGCGGCUCCACCUGACGGAGCAAAUCAAAUGGAAGUUGUCCCAUUUAUCUCAAGCGUUCCAGCACGCCAGAUUGCCCGUCUUGCUCUUCGGCCUGCGUUUCAGCGGCAAGAGCUCCUUGUUGAGCCUCCUGAUCGAGUCCUUACGGCUGGCCAGACCUCAACGGCCCAUCACAAUGGAAAGGAUUUGCAUCGGGGCUUAUGAUGAAGAAGAUUUGAUGAGCAACAUGUCCACGUCCAUCAUUCCUCAGCUUGUCCAGCGCAGUUUAGAUCCGGACAAAGGCGAUCUUCUCAUCGUCCUCAACGGCCUUUGGAUGACGGCCGUCCAGGAUGUCCUGCUGGAAGCUUUAUCGACCGAUGGCCGUGGAAUUCUCAUCCUGCCCAGCACGGAGCAGAUGAGAUUGCCCGAUCACGUCCAUUGGGUCUUUGAGAUGAACAGCAUCGAACACGUCUCUCCAGGUCACGUGGCCCAAUGCAGGCUCAUCCAUCUGAACGGGCAGAGUCAUUUAACGUGGGACAAUCUCGUCCAAUCAUGGUUCGCCACCUUACCGCCAGUCCUCCAUUUUCUCGAUCCGCUUUUGAACAUGAUGCUGCCCGCUGUGCUGGAUUAUAUCGACUCAUCUGUCGAUGACAAGAUGCGAACGGCCAGCGGAUUUCAUCCGAUCAAAGCUGUCAAACACCUGCUGGCCCUCAUCCGAUGUCUGACAGACCCUAGCGCCGAAGCCUUGGCCAAAAAACAGGCCACUUUAGAUCCGGACAUGAGGUCCCAAUUACAAGCGUCCGUCAUCUUCUCCGUCCUGUGGACACUGGCCGUACCGGCGUACAUGGACAGCAAAUCAGCAUUUAGUUCAUUUUUCCACCAACAGAUGGACGUGUGCGUGCUGAAUGGUCAUCUCUUUGCCUCAGCCAAACCGCCAAGCGAUGGAGGGACGGCCUUUGAUUUCAAGUUGAUGCUGCAAUGGGGCCAGUCAGAGGCCGGCAAAUACAACGGGCCGUUAUGGCAAUUAUGGGGCGAAGAAUUGCGUUCAUUGCCUUCGUUGUCCAGGGAAAUCCCGGUCAAUGAACUGUUUAUCGCAACAGCUGAUUCUCUUCGAUGUCAUCAUCUGAUGUCGCUUUUCAUCCAUUGCGGAAUCCCAUGCGUCCUGAUCGGUCCACGUUCGUCCGGCAAAACGGCCACGGCCCGUCAUUACCUGCGUACGAGGCUCAACCGAGCGACGCAUCAAGUCAUCCUCGUCAAUGUGUCGGCAUCGCUUGACGCUUCAACGGCCCAGAAAAUCCUGAUGGGUCAGAUGGAACGUCGUAGAAAGUCCGUCUACGGUCCUACUAUGGGCAAGAAAGCUGUCGUUUUCUUUGAUGAUAUGCAAUCGGAGACGUUGAAUUUCAGGACAUCCAAUCGAGUGGACAUGUUGCUCAAGCAGUGCAUUCAACACGGACAGGUAUUCGAUGGCCUGGAAGGAGGUCCGUCUAAUUUAAUUGACAUCAAUUUCGUGGCUACGAGUCGCGUUUGGGACGAUCAGAUCAACGAUGACGUCGUCCACGACGACGAUGAAACAGACGGACAAAGACAGCCGGACGAGAUUUUGCAAACAUUCGCUCCGAUCAUCACGGAGCCGCCGACUUUGGAAACGUCUUCCACCAUUUUAUACCGGAUGCUCAUGUGGCAUUUAGACGCUCGCGGUUUCGCCAAAGAAUUCGACGCCAUCAUCGACCAGAUGAUCAGCGCAUCGAUGGGCCUUUAUCGCAUCCUCAUCCAAUGCCCAGUCAUGGCCGCCUAUCCUGCCCGUUUCCGAUGCCGCUGGAAUUUGCGAGACUUGAUGCGCUUCACGCACGGACUUUUGUUCUCCGUCCCCGAAACCAUCGAAGACGUCGGCGCCAUGAAACGUCUCUGGCUCCACGAGGCCUGUCGGGUCUACUCGGAUCGACUCCCUCUGACCGAACCGACGGCCCUCGUGGCCCAAUACGUCGAGCAAUCGUGCGAAACUCAUUUCCAGGCGACCGUCAACGACCUGUUCGCCCAAAUGGACAUGGUGGAAUUGGCCGAUCUGGCCGAAAUGAACAUCCAUACCAUUUUCUUCUGCGAUUUCUCCGACCCCAAAUCAGAGUCCAGGAGUUAUGUCGAAGUUAUGGACAUGGAACACCUGACCCGCGUCGUUAAUGGUUACGUCACCGAGUACAACAACAUGAACAAACGGCCGAUGCACUACAUCACCGUCUUCCGCCAUUUAAUGCGCACAAUGGCCAAAGCGUCCAGGGUCCUCAAACAGCCCAGCGGCCAUUUGAUCCUGGUAGGACCCAAAGGCGUCGGACGACACACUUUGGCCCGUCUGGCUGGCCAUGCUUCCGACUCUACUGUCCAUCAAUACGAAUCGAGUUGUCCCGAUGCUGGCGAUAGUAAAGGGACAGUUUGGAACGUGAGCGAUUGGACGAACGCUUUGAAGUUCGCACUCAUCGAUGCUGCUGAUGAUGAUAAAAAGUGCGUCUUUAUUUGCUCCGACGUCGAGUUCCAGCGGCCUGAAUGUCGUUCGCUCGUCAAUCACAUCGUGUCACAUGGAGAUUUAAUGUAUCUCUUUGAUGCUAAAGAGCGGAAUGAGUUGGUGGAACAAAUGAGGGCCAUCGAUCUGCAAAAGGAGAAGACACUUCAGACGGACGGGAGUCCAGCGGCGCUGAAGGCCAUGUUCGAAUCGCGAAUGUGGGAGCAGAUCCGCGUCGUCAUCAUCUUGUCCUGCGAGCAGUACAACGAAAUGAUGUUGAACGAAUGUCCUCAGAUCGCAUCCGCCUGUCAAACCGUAUGGAUCCGCCCGUGGCCGUCUGAUGCUGUCGCCGACAUAGCCUUCAGUUGUUUCAAAGAACUCGACCUCGAUGCCGACCAGAAAUCGUGGCUAAUGGCCGUAAUCAAAUUAGUUCAUGCAACGACCGAAGGAGGGCACCACCAUACAGACCAACCGCUCUGUCAAAGAUACGGUUUGAUGAUGGAUUUCCUUCACGUCGCCGUCUCGUUGACGAGGAACUUUAAACAAGAGUUUAAGAAUCGCAAGGAAUUGUGCUGUCAGGCCGUUGAAAAGCUGGAAAUAGCUGCCCAGCGUGUCUCCGAAAUGGAGGCCGUUGCUCAGCAAUGGAAAGACGCUCUGGCGGAUCUCAAAACAACGCAAGAUUCCUCACGGCCUGAUGAUAAAGUUGCGCGGACGGAACGCGAUAUCGAGCAGAUCUCUUGCCAGAUCGACAGGGCCAAAGAUUUGCUGGCCAGUUUGGACAUCUACCAACAAGUAUGGAGGCGUCAAGUGGUCAGUUUGGAAGAUCGCAUUCGUUGCUGUCAGGCCGAUUGCAGCCUAACGGCCGCCGCAUUAGUUUACGGAGCCGAAUUGAAAGAAUCUCAACGGACGGACAUGUUCCAGAAUUGGGUUGACCAAUGCCGGGCCAUGACACCGGCUGACCAGCCUAGUAUCAUUACCGUCCCAAUAGAUGGCGGUGAUUAUCUUUCCCUAUUAGAGGCCGAAGUCCGCGAAGUGGAAUCCGCCUGGAUCAUGGCCAAUUUGGCCAGAGACGGCCAUUGCAUCCGCAGUGCCGUAGCGUUACGCCACAUCCAGCGCGUCCCGCUCUUGAUCGAUCCGCACAACGUGGCCGAACGCUGGAUCGACACGCUGAAUGCCAAUAAAGAAAAUCGACCCACUUACCUGCACAUGUGCGCCCCGGAUUAUCUGGAACCUUUGGCCGGAGCGCUCCAGCUGGGCACGGUGGUCGUCAUUGAUAUCACGCAGACUGAACUCGAUCCGGCCGUCAUUCCGCUCAUUUUGAAACAGACCUUUACGCAAGCGUCCAAUAAUUACAUCAAAUUAGGCCCCGACGUUGUCGAAUACGCGUCCGAAUUCCAGUUGUACCUGCGCACUCAAUCGACUCUGGAAGACGUCGAUUUGCAACUGCGUCUCUGCGUGACCAUCGUCGAUUUAACUCUGGAACAGCCGGGCAUCAACGACACGCUCGUGUCGGCCCUGGUCAACAGCGAACGGCCGGACACGGAGGAGAAGAUCCAGCUGUGCAAACAAAUGGCGGAGCUUCGUUGCCAGCUCGACGAAACGGAGCAGAGUUUGCUCAACAUUUUAUCCCAAAGCGAUCCAGAUUGGAUUGAAAACGACGCUGUCAUCACGUCACUCUUGCCGGCCAUUACCCAAUCGAAAUUGCUCAAAGAAAAGCUGGACGUCGUGUUGCAGACUCGCGAGCGCAUGGAGACGCAGAGGCAGAGCUUCGCACCGACUGCCAUUUUGGCCGUGCAGAUUUUAUCGUCCCUCUGGCGGAUGGAGGCGCUCUUCCGGCGAUUGCGUUUCCCAUUAUCCAAUUUCUCCGACGCCGUGAUCGCUUGCCUUGAAGAUGGCGAAGGAGAUCAAGCAGACGAAUUCGAUUCUAGUACCAGCACUGGCCGCAAGAUGGCAGCACGUCUCUUUAGUCGCAAAUUGAAAUCGGGACUCAACCGCGUCCAGCGAUUAUUAGCAUCUCUCCUCUUAUCCUAUUGCGUGGCCAGGAGCGAGAAACUCUGCCGGGCAUCGUUCGUCCAUCACCUGGCGUCCGGACAGCUGGACCAGAUCAACACGACGCAUCACAAGGUUUCUAUGGAUGAUUCUUUGGUCACCCCAGAUCCUGAUUGGGACGAAUGGGUGGCAGAAGUGCAGGUGGAGGACAACCGUUGGCGUUUCGCUGCUGCGGUUGAAACGAUGUCGCAAAAACUCUUGAAAAUCAGCCAAAAGGUGGAAUUCAACGAUUACGUGACGUCGAUAGGCGACGUCGGUUGCGUCACGCCGCUGUUGAUGUUCGUCGAGCCGGGAGUCGACUUGUUGGCCGUCAUGUCCAGGUUAUGCCGUGAAUUUGAUUUCCCGGAAGACAGGGCUCGCUAUGCAGCUGUGGCUGGAUUGGAGAGUUUGAACUGGGUCGAAGUGGAGGAUUGCGUUCGUCGAGGCAACUGGUUAGUGUUGCAAGGAUUCGCCCAUCUUCGUUCCAUGGUGAACAAUGUCAGAGUGUUGCUGGAACAUCUGGCUGCUGAUAAUAUAUCUGCCGAAUUCAAGCUGUUUAUCCUCUGGGAUGCGUUUGAUGACGAAAACGAUGACGUUGGGAUUACAUCGGCCGAACGAAGACGAAGACAACUGCCCAAGCUCCUUAUGGAAAAUUGUUUAACCGUCUACGUCGAGCAUGUCCAUACUAUGGAAGACUGUUUUCAGGAAUUCAUCCGGUCUGCAGAUUUCGACCGACUGAUGAACGAUCCUCUGAGGGCGUGUGCCAGUUACCCACUCAAAAUUAAAACAGCCGCUCUGUUGCUAAUCCUCCGGUUGGUCGUCUGGGACCGUUGGGACUGUCUGGUUCCUCUCGUUGAAUUGUGGCAAACUGCGAAACAAAUCGCCACGUUGACGUCCGUUAAAAACCACGACUGGGCCGCCACGUUUCAUCGAGUGACGAUCGGCAAUUUAGAAGAGUACGUUCCAUCCCAGUACCGCCAAGAAUUCGUCUGUCGCUUCCUUCCCGACUUGGUCAACGGCUGUCGGACCGGCUACAAGCGAGCCGUCGAUCAGCUGAUGGACACCUGGUCCUCCAAUCUCACUUUACCUUCCAACGAUUUCCAGUACAUUUUCGAAUGUCUCGUGGACCCCCAAAAAGAAACUCGACGACAGACGCAACUAUCGGAUAGCCUUUGGCGUCAAUUAGUUCGCGGUUUCGGUCAAUCAGCACCUCGUCAUCCGAUGGACGUCACGAUAACAGAUGACGAAGAUGACAACCCCAUUAAUUAAAAACGACAAAAGAUGAUUUUUGAGUUUGUUUUACAAACAUCUUUAAAGAAUAGGUUUUUCGCCAACUGUUAUGUUGCCCUUUGAACGUUGGUCAUGCGUUGAUGUAUGGCCCGGGGCUAUGCAGGGUUCGUACCUUGCGAUGUCGAUCUUUCCUUCUUCUUUUUUUUUUUUUUUAAAGAAGUGAUUGUGUUGACGAAGAAAGAGGCGCAUUCACCAUCCCUGUUCACGGGUGAGGUGUAAAAUCAAGUCAUUGAACCGCAAUUGGAAUUGUGUAUUCAAAAAGACCACGCCCUCGUCACACAGUUGACGGUAGG